This is a messenger RNA of Daphnia carinata, 1674 nucleotides long. RefSeq names its product saccharopine dehydrogenase-like oxidoreductase. Bases 223 to 1491 code for a protein of 422 amino acids. Gene Ontology annotation, cellular component: mitochondrion; lipid droplet; plasma membrane. Gene Ontology annotation, biological process: glycolipid biosynthetic process. The transcript is spliced from 9 exons. Lineage: Eukaryota; Metazoa; Arthropoda; Branchiopoda; Diplostraca; Daphniidae. The record is from RefSeq and is a predicted model, not a curated record. Gene Ontology annotation, molecular function: oxidoreductase activity.
AAAAGCAAUCUUGACACUAGAGCCUUGGUGGAAUCCACGUAACAGGUUCUAUUUACUUUCCCAGUAUUUCGUGUUUCCGCUCUAUCAAUAGAAAUUUACAGUCAACAUCUCAUAGAGGGAUCUCAGUUGUAAUUGAUUUAACAAGCUGUUUUUUCCUGCUGUCGUUAAACGGCGAAGUUAACGUCAAACAUAAGUCGAGACACUAUCGUCCUGAGUGAUAGUAUGAGAGAAUACGGUCUUGUAAUUUUUGGCGCUACUGGAUUCACAGGGCAAUAUGUUGUUGAAGAAGUAGCUCGGAUUGCCAAAGAAGAAAACAUCAAUUGGGCCAUUGCUGGACGUAAUGCGGAAAAAUUGAGUACACUACUACAAAAUGUUGGAAAAACAACUGGCAGCUCUCUCAAGGAUGUUGGUAUUAUUAUGGCAGAUGUUUGUGAUUCAAAUUCUCUUUGUGAGAUGGCCAAGAAAGGAGAAAUUGUUCUGAACUGUGUUGGACCAUACCGGUUUUAUGGAGAAGCUGUAGUGAAAGCCUGUGUGGAAAAUGGGACAAAUCAUAUUGACAUCAGUGGAGAACCUCAAUUUCUUGAGAGGAUGCAACUGGAAUACAACACUGCUGCCUAUGAAAACAAAUGUUACAUAGUUGGAGCUUGUGGAUUUGACAGUAUUCCUGCAGAUAUGGGUACCUGUUUACUAGAAGAAAAGUUUGGUGGCCAAGUUAACUCUAUAGAAACAUUUCUGAACAUAAAGUCAAAAAAGAGAGCUCACGGGCACUAUGCGACUUGGCAAAGCGCCAUCUACGGGUUUGCUUACGCAAAUGAAUUGAAGCCUUUACGGAAAAAGCUUUUCCCCGAGAGACUGCCUGAACUUAAACCUAAACUUAAAUCAAGGGCAAUACUUCAUCAUAACUCAUUAGUCAGAUCAUGGUGUCUACCUUUCCCGGGUUCUGAUCGUUCAGUCGUAAUGCGUUCCCAGCGAUAUUUCUACGCCAAGGAGAGUAAACGCCCAGUACAGAUGGCAGCGUAUAUUCAGUGUUCGUCGUUAAUAGGUGCUAUACUCAUGGCCCUAAUGGGUGCUACGUUUGGUCUGCUGGCGAGCUUCAAAUUCGGUCGUAGUUUGCUAGAAAAGUAUCCAAAGGUAUUCUCCUUUGGCACGUUUACUCACGAUGGCCCAACCAAAGAAGAGAUGGCUGAAACAUCGUUCGUUCUGACAUUAGCCGGCAAAGGUUGGGAUGAGAAACUAGCAGAGCCAUCCGAUACGUACAAUAAAGAGCCAGAAAAAGAGUUGGUAGUUCGGGUAUCUGGGCCGGAGCCAGGUUACGUUGCCACACCAAUCUUCAUGGUUCAAGCGGCUCUCGUACUUCUCCUCGAAACAGAUAAACUGCCUGCCAAAGGCGGGGUAUUCCCCCCGGGAGCAGCAUUCGCCAAGACUUCAUUGAUAGAGCGUUUGAUAAAAAGAGGAAUAACUUUCGAAACCGGUUUGAAGACCACUCGCUAGACAAGGCAAGACACCUGUGUCUUGGCGAAAUAGUAUCUGUUGGUGUGGAAAAGUACUAGCUUGUGUCAUUGUUCUGUGUUCAUUUGAUAUGCUGUAGUUUGGCUUGUCUGAGCUGUUGUAAAGACGUGUUACUCGCACAUCAUACUUGGACUAAACGUAUUAUAAACUAUAUUUACGUGUAAA